AUGGAGUUGUUGAAGGGCCUCGACUUCGGCCAUCUGCGACACCGAGACCGUGACAACGUAGGGCGCCACGCGACAGCCAACACAGGGGGGUCCUGGUCUGCCCAGUACAGAUACAAGUACACUACAAGUACCUGGCAGACUGCUGCUUUAACCCUAACCCUUAUUUUGGGGAUAGAGGCGAAUUGGCUUCAACGGAACGAAGCGUUGAACAAACACAAGCCGCCUUCCUCCCUUGAAACCUCUGUUCCUGAAGAGGUUGGAUUGAUCACUCGGUACCGGUUAAUCUACAAACAACCUCCAAGUAAUCAGAAUCACAAACGUGAGCAUGAAUCGGGAGAGCUUCGGAUAGCAGUCACCGACAGACAGCAUUUGAAGCUCCUUGUUUACGUGAAACCCGAGAGCUGGCCUGAAACUGAAGUGAGGUGCCAAAUUGCCAAACGCCAAACCGGGGGCGGCCAGAGCUUCUGCCCGCCGCCGGACGGGAGCAAGGCGCUCAGAGCUGGAGACCUGAGAGACCUUUGCUGAGGUCGGGGCAGAGGAGCAGGAUGGAAACGG
Messenger RNA from Neurospora crassa OR74A, 555 nucleotides. RefSeq lists its product as hypothetical. The transcript is spliced from 4 exons. The record is from RefSeq and is a predicted model, not a curated record. NCBI's taxonomy places the organism in Eukaryota, Fungi, Ascomycota, Sordariomycetes, Sordariales, Sordariaceae. The coding region runs from base 1 to 525 and encodes 174 amino acids.